GUAUUCACUAUUUCCCAUUUAACAGUUUAAAAUUUUUAAAAACGUAAUUUUCUUUUUAUGUUGUUGAAUUAUUUAUAUUAAUUUUGUUACCCAAUAGCUCUAGUUUUUAUUCUUGUCAUAAUGAAGCCCACAAUACUUUCUUGUUUUGUAUUAGUUUUAGGUUUAUCAUUCUUGCAUAAAGUAAGUGGAAUCCAAUGCUACCAGUGUUCUACAAGUAGCGACCAACAAGGAUCUGAUAAUUGUGGUGCAUAUGAAAAAUUCCACAAAGAUCGUCAUGUCUCGGUAGAAUGCACUAGUGAUGAAUCUCAUACGCCUGGCACAUUUUGUGUUAAAGUAACCAAACAAGGCCUCAGAGGAUUUAUAUGGGAUGGUCGUUGGAGAAAUGUGAUCCGCCGUUGUGGAUCGGUUUCUGAUACUGGUGUGACUGGUGUAUGCAACUGGGGAGUUGAAUGGAAUGGAGUCUAUUGGGAAGAAUGUUAUUGUUCAGAAGAUAACUGUAAUUCGUCCACCAACAUUACACCGUUAUCCGUCAUAACAACCACACUGUGUUCAUUAAUUACUAUGUACAUAUUAAGGAAUUGAUCUAUACUUAUUUGUAAUCUCGUAACGAAUUCCGUCCAAACUUGAUAGUGUUGAUCACUAUAUUUUUUUUUAUACAUUUUAUAAUUCACUUAAUUAUUAGUCUUAAAAUAUAAACAAUUAUGCUAUAA
This is a messenger RNA of Acyrthosiphon pisum (pea aphid), 710 nucleotides long. Its product is annotated as CG6583-like. The record is from RefSeq and is marked predicted. Lineage: Eukaryota; Metazoa; Arthropoda; Insecta; Hemiptera; Aphididae. Gene Ontology annotation, biological process: positive regulation of voltage-gated potassium channel activity; sleep; regulation of synaptic transmission, cholinergic.